Aspergillus sclerotioniger CBS 115572 is the source of this 1092-nucleotide messenger RNA. RefSeq names its product arginase. The record is from RefSeq and is a predicted model, not a curated record. Gene Ontology annotation, cellular component: cytosol; cytoplasm; nucleus. Gene Ontology annotation, molecular function: arginase activity; manganese ion binding. The transcript has 3 exons. NCBI's taxonomy places the organism in Eukaryota, Fungi, Ascomycota, Eurotiomycetes, Eurotiales, Aspergillaceae. Bases 1 to 975 code for a protein of 324 amino acids.
AUGGCGCAGCGACUCUCCACCCUCCCCAAGUUCCUCACAAACCCCAGAUCUCUACGCAUCAUCGGUGCAAAGAGCUCUGCAGGAGGGCCUCGACCAGGCCCCGAAGCUGCACCCGACUCCCUCGUGAGAUUCGGCCUUCUCAACAAUCUCCGUGACCUGCACUACGAUGUUGAUUACAACGAAUGUCUCCCAAAAGACACGUCCGCCCAUGCUGUGCCACAAACAUACCCUCUAGGACUAAACAAUGCACACGCGAUCAGCUCCUUCACCCACUCCCUCAGCGAACAGGUAUACAACCACGCACGACAGGGUAGCAUGGUCCUCACUCUUGGCGGAGACCGCUCCAUCGCCAUUGGGAGCAUCACGGGAGCAGCUAAAGCCACUCGUGAACGGCUGAAUGGUCUUGAAAUGGCUGUCAUUUAUGUUGAUGCCCACGCGGACAUUAAUACCCCUGAGACUAGUGGGAGUGGGAAUGUGCACGGCAUGCCUGUUACUUUCGCGACCGGUGUGGCAAAGAGAUGUUCCACGGGUCUAUUUGACUGGAUUCAACGAGAGCAUUUGGUGAAUGUUGAUCGAUUGGUGUAUAUUGGGUUAAGAGAUGUGGAUGAUGAGGAGUGGAGGAUCAUCCGGGAGAGAGGGAUCAAGGCGUUUGAUAUGCGGGCUGCUAGAGAGAAUGGUAUUCAGAAGAUUAUGGACAUGACCUUGGAUUAUAUUGGGGACGAUACCCCCAUCCAUGUAUCGUUCGACAUCGAUUCGCUGGAUCCGACCGUUGCACCUAGCACUGUUUUCCCGGUUGACGGGAAGCUGUCGCUGGAAGAGGGCAUGGAAAUUGCUCGUCGGGUCCGGGAAACGGGCUCCCUAGUGGCGAUGGAUCUGGUUGAAGUGAAUCCUUCAGUUGAGAGGGAAAGGUUGGAUUUGACGAUGCGGUCGGGGGUUUCGGUGGUGGAGAGUGCUUUGGGAAACUUUGCGCAGUAACUUGCUGGCAAGCACUAUUAUUGGCUGCAUAUUGUCUGGAGAGAUUAUAUUCUCCUUUUCUCUAACUACUGGGGGAAAACAAGAAAUCUGGGACUUCCCAUCGAACCGCUUCAGGAC